This is a messenger RNA of Eimeria necatrix, 1929 nucleotides long. RefSeq lists its product as hypothetical. NCBI's taxonomy places the organism in Eukaryota, Apicomplexa, Conoidasida, Eucoccidiorida, Eimeriidae. Bases 1 to 1929 code for a protein of 642 amino acids. The transcript has 2 exons. The record is from RefSeq and is a predicted model, not a curated record.
AUGUCAAGUGCUGGCCCGGGGCUCGCUAUUAAGCCUGCUGGGGAGCCGCUGUUGCGAACACGUUCCCCAGCCUCUCCGUUGCUACUUGAAACCAAUGAUUCUGUUUUAAAAGUUGGCAGAACUACACCGCAGGCCAUUCGACGCAGUCGUCCCCGUGUGGCAUUUCUGACGCUAGUAGCCAUUGGGACGAUUCUAGGUUUAACGGUGGCAGUGUACUUCUGCAGGCUGAAAAAGAAGAACCACUUCAGCGCGAGAAAAUUUCUUCGCAGGCUAGCCGGCCGCGAAGAAGGAGAGGAGCAGAAUAGCGAGAGGGACCGUUUCGGACGGGACACUUGCGGCAUGAUCGACGCUGUAGAGGGUCUGGUGCCAACACACCUCCUCGAGACGUUACCAUUCGUUCUAGAAACGCCAGAAGAAGGGACUUCCGAUGGUCCACCUAGCAAAAGGCAAAAAUACGGUGACUCUUCUUCUUCUGAAGUUGACUCCGAGGAGACCCCGGCUGUGCCUCCGGUCGAUGACUGGUGGCUUCAGCCAACGGGCUCCGAAACACAGGAAAAAGUGUCAUCGGAUCCGGAAAGUCUGUCUUCGGCCACCAGUUCCUCGCCUCCGUCCCAGCCUAAAGACUUUCUCCCCGAAUUCGCUUGCUUAGAGCAAUUAAGCCCUCUGUUAGAUGAAGACAUGGAGGCGGUCGUGCAGAAAUCAGUACAAGCAUUCGUGGAUUCUGCGUACGUGGAUUCUGUAACUUCUGAGAAUGUCAGCUAUUUGGUGACUGUGGAGGCACCAGACUCGCUUGCUAAUGUCGCGGAACAGUUAGUUUCGAAUGAGGCAGCUCUACGCAAGUUGGUUGAGUUGGUGGAAGGCGAACUAGAAUUAGCCCUAUCACCUGAAAAAGACACUCCUUCGGGGCCGCCCGUCGGUGAAUCAUCUGCUGACCUUAGCAGCAACGAGAAUAUCUCCUCACAUUCGCCUUCGAUUCCACAGCAAAUGGAAACUCCAAGCACUUCCGGUGCGGAGCGAGGCCUAGAGCACGCUGCUCACUCUCAAACGCCAUCUGGAUCAGAGAAACCUGAAGAGGAAGGCAAAACAACACGUGAAACCAUGUCAACUGCCAAGGAAGGCUCUGCCCCUCGUGAAGCAUCAUAUGAAUUCACGUUGGCAGCGGAAUCAUCCUCUCCUGGGGAUACUUCCGAUCUGGAAACCCGUGCUGCGGAGGCCGCACAAGCUGCGGACCCCAAAGAAGUCCCUCCAGAAGGCAGCGCCAAUCUGCUCGAUAUAUUGCGCAAGCCUCAAAGAGUGCUUCCGUGUCCAGAAGCUAAGGAUCAUCCGUAUUACCGGCUCCCAGCGCCCGCGGCAGCCCAUGCAGAAGGUCCGAAGAUGGACAGAUUUGAUGAACAUUUUGUUUUCUGUGUGGCGGAACCAUCGGCAGGAGCUGCAGCAAAGCUUCUACCCAUUCGCCAGAUUUUGCUGAAGUCUGAGGUGAAUGAAGUGGAUGUGAGGCAUCUCGUGCAUCACGGCGAACAGCUUGUAGCCUAUGCUUUCAAGUACUUGACAAAAGACCUGAGAAAAAAAUCUAUGUAUCGCGCGAGGGAGCAAUUGUGUCGUCGAGUUCUCGUGGCAGAUGCCUUGUGGGGUGUCUGCCAAGUCGUAGGCUCUCCAAUGAAAAGGGAGGUUUGGUGGGAUACACUCAUGGUAAAGAUGGCAGGUACCCCACGUGACAGGAACCAGCCGAGAAACGCUCAGAGAAAUCCGUUCGUGAGGGACCUCGUUGAGGCAUUGCAAUCGUAUAGAGAGGGAACCCGACCAAAACCAGAGACAGUAGUAAAGCUGAAGCGGGCAAUGUUCCAGGCUCCCUGCACUGUGGAGGAGUUUAGAAGCCCCUUGUGGGACCCGUGGAGACAAGACGACAAGUUUUACGGAAAGCCGUCUUAA